AUGGAGCCGUCGGAGAGGCGGCACAAGGAUUUCAUCGCUUUCAAGCCGCCGGACAAAAAAUGCCACCCAAAAAGGGAUGGAGUCACGGGCCUGAUUGUGAAGCACUUCCAGAAGACCUUCCAGAGGCCCAUCUCCUUGCAGCUGUCUUCUCCCAUGGGUCUUUCUCAGUGCUGCUCAGGCUCUUGUCCAAACUUGAUGACAAGUAAAAGUGAAGCACACGAAGAGAAGCCUGGGUAUGUGGCAUCUGUAGCCCAGCAGCCUGGCAGGACGCUCUGGUCACUCUCCUCAUCACUGCCAUCAGGAGAGGACGGCCAGUUCAACCACCAAGCACUCCAGGACGGGCAGAGUGGUUUGCAGGCCCAGAUGGACGAGGCUCAGAGCAGAGGGGCAGCCCAUAGCACAUGGUCCCCAGUGCAGGCACCCCUCUCUUGUGCCCGCAGAUCCAGUCCUACUCUGGGUCCUCUCCUGCCUUGUCCAGUGGACCCCCUUUCCAAAGCCAAGCUUUCCAGCUGCUUCUCCUUGUUCUCGCCACCGUCAUGGAGCAGCAGCUCAGAACCAGAUUCCAGCCCUCUGUCCAGAGUGGGCUCCAAGAAAACUUGCAAGGGUACCUGGAAGAAGAAAUCACAUCCUGAGGAUCCCAGCGGUCUGAAGCCAGGAGAGCCUGUGUGUUUCCACUUCACAGAACCCAUCAUCGCUAGGAUAACAGACUGCAUCUACCUGGGGAACCUCAAUGCUGCCUACAGUGGGCGGGCACUGUGCAAAAAUGGCAUUGACAGCAUCAUCGAUAUGAGCAGUCUGCCCAGUGACCGCAGCCUGAGCAUCAUUCCCUGCACCUGUGGCCGGGGAGGGUUCAGGCACAGCUGGUCACGCCUCAAGGUUGACAUCCAGGCUCCCCUGGAUGGGGACCAACAUGAACUGGGACAACCUUGCUUCCGGGACAUCAAUGAGUGCAUCCAAGCCUCGCUGGAGAAAGGGAAGCGUGUCCUUAUCCACUGUAGAGAUGGUUACUCUCUAGGCCCUACUUGCGUCAUCCAGUACUUGAUGGUCAAGCACAGCAUGAGACUGCUGACAGCCUAUGAGUUUGUGAGGGCACGGUACCCGCUGAACAUCCAGGAGUGCCACCAGGACCUGCUGGUGGGUUUGGAGACAUCCCUGCAGCCUGGAGGUGUCAACAUGGCAUGCCUGAAGCACUCCUUGUCAAGGAAGAUGGCAUGGAGCUAAAAGGGCAGGGUUGCUGUGCUGUCUGGCAGCAGCCCUGAAGAUGAAAAGCCAAACUGAACAUGGCCUUAACUUAUCUCAUAGGUGAAUGAGAUGACUGUUGCUGUGGGGUAUUUAGGAAAGAGCUGGGGCAAGAUGCAAAGGCUGCGGCCUUCCUUUUUAGCAGUUCCUAGGGUCUGGUGCCAGCAGAAGUCAAG
This is a messenger RNA of Struthio camelus australis, 1415 nucleotides long. Lineage: Eukaryota; Metazoa; Chordata; Aves; Struthioniformes; Struthionidae. The record is from RefSeq and is a predicted model, not a curated record.